Messenger RNA from Girardinichthys multiradiatus, 2528 nucleotides. RefSeq names its product fasciculation and elongation protein zeta 1 (zygin I) (gene fez1). Gene Ontology annotation, cellular component: axon; cytoplasm. The record is from RefSeq and is a predicted model, not a curated record. Bases 354 to 1574 code for a protein of 406 amino acids. Lineage: Eukaryota; Metazoa; Chordata; Actinopteri; Cyprinodontiformes; Goodeidae. The transcript has 11 exons.
CCUAUUGAUUGGAAAACAACGGGCUGUGGGAGGACGGAUAAGGGUGGCUGUGGGCAAACGGGUGAGGAAAGAAGCACAGAUCAAGCAUUGCCACGCUGUCGUCUUUAGCUCUAAUUUGUUUUCUUCUUCCUCUUUCACACUGUAAUGAAUGUAAGUUCUGCUGCUCAUCACUGGCUUUUACUGCGAGGAGAAGAACAGAUCUUCCUGGUCUGAGAGGAUUUUGCACACACACAAAGCCAGAAUAAUCAGCGGUUCAUCUAACUGCAGGCUUGUGAAGCAGGGAGACUCACCUGAGACCAUCACACACUCCAAAAGGCACAUCCAGACAAGACACCAACCUGCCAGGGGACACUAUGGAAGCCCCUCUUGUGUGCUUGGAUGAGGAGUUUGAAGACCUCCGGCCCUGCCGGAUGGAUGACCAGGACCAUUUGGCUCUUAACCACUCUCCCUACUCCACCACCACAAUCACCACUGUCCCUCUGGCUUCCAUCACCCGUGAGGACUUCUCCGAGCUGGAGAACUUCUCUGAGAUGAUGAGCUUCAAGUCAAUGGAGGACCUGGUCAACGAGUUUGAUGAGAAACUCAAUGUCUGCUUCCACAACUACAACACCAAGACUGAAGGCCUGGCACCAAUACGUAACCAGUCACACAACCAGGAGGAUGAUGAACAGCUGCAGGACGAAGAAGUGUGGGAUGCUCUAACUGACAACUACAUCUCCACCUGGGACGGCCCUAACUUUGAGGGACUUAACGGCAAUAUCUCUGACCACGAGAUCCAUGAAAAAGAGGAAGAGGAGAUGAAUGAGAAGAAUGAGAAUGCCAACUGCAUAAAUGAAGAACCUUUGAUUACAGCAGAUCAGGUAAUUGAGGAGAUAGUUGAGAUGAUGGAGAACUCUCCAGAUCCUGGUGAAACUGAGGAGGAGGAUGAGGAGGAGAGCAGCCUCUGCUCCUCCAGGACCAACCCCUCCUUGUUGGAGGAGAUCAGGCAGUUGUCACAGGCCUCCAACAACAACUGCUCCUAUGAAGGCCUCAGCUGCAUGCCUAGCUCAACUCUCGUUGAAUUACUGCACAGAGUGGAGGCCACCAUCCGUGAGUACUCAGAGGAGCUGGUCAGCCAGCUGGCUCGGCGGGAUGAGCUGGAGUUUGAGAAGGAGGUGAAGAACACAUUCAUCACAGCUCUUAUGGAGGUGCAGAAUAGGCAGAAGGAGCAACGGGACAGCAGCAAACGUAAACGUCGUGACAAAGCCCUGAGUCUGCAGGGGGCCGGGACGGUGUCCUCCAAUGGAGGGAACACAGGCUCAACCGGCCAGAAGACAGGCACCAUGCCUGUUAAGCGUUUCAGCAUGGAGGGCCUCUCCAACAUCCUGCAGACGGGCAUUAGACAGACAUUUGGAAGCACAGGAAAUGAGAAGCAGUAUCUGAACACUGUGAUUCCAUAUGAGAAGAAAACCACCCCUCCAUCUGUGGAUGACCUGCAGAUGCUCACAAAAAUUCUCUAUGCCAUGAAGGAAGACAGUGAGAAGGUGCCUACACUGCUGACUGACUACAUAUUAAAAGUCCUCUGUCCUACCUAAACAACCAUCAGGCCAGGGGCCACAGUGUGACAGAGAAAUCCACCCCCGAGGAUUUUCCCAACUCUCCUUACAUCUGGCCCAGUCUGCAUGAGCUCCCCUCGUUUUGCCAUUAUCAACCAUGGAUUGUCACCAUCCACAUUAUCUUAUCCAUCUAAACUACAACUACUGCCUCCUGCUGAGCUCACCUCGUCCUUUUUGGCACAUUAAUUUCAGGGCAGACAACAAAGUGGCUGCUGCCUACAUAGCAAUGGGGAUGGUCAAAUCCCACUUUUACAGGACUUCACUAAUGGAGCAUGACAUGCUGGUUAACGAUCACAAAAGAUCACCUUGGUACAGGGAAACACUUCCAGAUAUCACUUCUCUCUUAUCUUAAUUUCACAUCUCAACUUAUUUUCAUGUGUCCUCUGAUGGAAAUUGAGUUGCUAAGUUUUAACUGAAUUCAUUACAAAACUGUUAAUCGCAGGAUAAUUGUUCUUUUCACCACAGACAUACUGUCAUCCAUAUAAAGUUCACUGUACGGAAAAAAGUGAUUCAUAAGAAUACAAAAGCCAUGCACCUUUGUCUCCCAACUCAGUACUGUAGUUCCUUUAGAAUCAGAAGAAACACACUACUAUUACGGGUGCAGUGCAGUGCAUUACAAAGCUUCUUUCACGAUGAAUAUCCAGUGCUCUUCAAACAUUUUUGUAAAUUUUUCAUUUAUUUUGAAAUAUUAAUAUAUAUAUUCUGUUGUACAUUUUCUACAUUCAUUUACUGUUACAUCAGAGUGUGUUGCUCAUGUUAUUCCACUCUGCACAGCCACCUAGAGGUGUAAAUCUGGUUCUUUUUUUUUUAAGUUCAGUGAAUAAUUGUGUAUGUAUUCACAUAUUGGCAGAUUUCUGACUUCUUUUGCUCCAUGUAGAUGAAUGUUACAUUGCUUAAUUGCUAAUUCUAAUAAACUUCUACCCUUAAAGCUAA